Messenger RNA from Grammomys surdaster, 7578 nucleotides. It is a transcript of the gene Klc1, whose product is annotated as kinesin light chain 1. Gene Ontology annotation, biological process: axo-dendritic transport. The transcript is spliced from 11 exons. The record is from RefSeq and is a predicted model, not a curated record. Gene Ontology annotation, cellular component: kinesin complex; membrane-bounded organelle; cytoplasm. Lineage: Eukaryota; Metazoa; Chordata; Mammalia; Rodentia; Muridae. The coding region runs from base 89 to 1231 and encodes 380 amino acids. Gene Ontology annotation, molecular function: kinesin binding.
GGAGGCGCCGCUUGCUGCUGAGGCGGCUGGGCUCUGCGCGGACUCGGCCUGUGACAGCGCGACGAGCGCGGCGCUCCCGAUCGGACGAAUGUAUGACAACAUGUCCACAAUGGUGUACAUAAAGGAAGAGAAGCUGGAGAAGCUAACACAGGAUGAGAUCAUUUCUAAGACCAAGCAGGUGAUCCAGGGGCUGGAAGCCCUGAAGAACGAGCACAACUCCAUCCUGCAGAGUCUGCUGGAGACGCUCAAGUGCUUGAAGAGAGACGAUGAGAGCAACCUGGUGGAAGAGAAAUCCAGCAUGAUCCGCAAGUCCCUGGAGAUGCUGGAGCUCGGCCUUAGUGAGGCACAGGUUCUGGGAAAGGAUCAUCCUGACGUUGCCAAACAGCUGAAUAACCUGGCCCUGCUGUGCCAGAACCAGGGCAAGUAUGAGGAGGUGGAGUACUACUACCAGAGGGCCCUGGACAUCUACCAGACCAAGCUGGGGCCUGAUGACCCCAACGUGGCCAAGACCAAGAAUAACCUGGCUUCCUGUUAUCUGAAACAAGGGAAGUUCAAACAAGCAGAAACAUUGUACAAGGAGAUUCUUACCCGCGCACAUGAACGGGAAUUUGGAUCUGUGGAUGAUGAGAACAAGCCCAUCUGGAUGCACGCUGAGGAGAGAGAAGAGUGCAAAGGAAAGCAGAAGGACGGGUCGUCUUUUGGAGAGUAUGGUGGCUGGUAUAAAGCCUGCAAAGUGGACAGUCCCACCGUCACAACCACUUUGAAAAACCUUGGAGCACUUUACCGUCGGCAGGGGAAGUUCGAAGCUGCAGAAACAUUGGAGGAAGCUGCUAUGAGGUCACGUAAACAGGGUCUUGACAAUGUUCACAAACAGAGGGUGGCUGAAGUACUAAAUGACCCUGAGAACGUGGAGAAGCGGAGGAGCCGGGAGAGUCUCAACGUGGACGUGGUCAAGUACGAGAGUGGCCCUGACGGAGGGGAGGAAGUGAGUAUGAGCGUAGAGUGGAAUGGGGAUGGCACUGGAUCUUUAAAGCGCAGUGGCUCCUUUAGCAAACUCCGGGCUUCCAUUAGACGCAGCAGUGAGAAGCUGGUUAGGAAGCUGAAGGGAGGAAGCUCCCGGGACGGUGAGCCGAGGAACCCCGGCGAUCCUGGAGUGUUUCUCUUGGGAGUAGUGAGCCCUUUGAGAGCCCAGACUCACCUGACAGGCAGCAGAGUUCUCGCCCCUGGCUGAGCAGUCUCAGAAGGUAGCAGGACUUGCUGCAUGAAUUCGUUCUGUAAGAUGUACAGAGAAUGGGGAAUCCCCAGGCACUAAAUCCAGUUACAGAAGGAACAGGUGAGAGAAAGGCCCACUCUCCAGGUCCCAUGGUCCCCAAUAUUCCUAAGGCAGGAGAGGUUACCUUAGGUGUUUCCUGUUUUGGUUGACAAUGUGCUGACAGGUUUGUCUUGCAUGUCCAUGUCUGGGUUGCAGUAUGAAGCGUGUCAGUUCUCUGAGCGUUCUUAAUGCGGGCGGCAAAGCCACAGAAGAUUGCUUCCAAGUAAGGAGCCUGCCCUGCUCGUGUCCUAGCUCCCUGGCCCUGCACUCACCCCUCUGUGACGGGCUGAUAUCUGGUGUCUCACUGCAUAUCACUGGGGUUGCCUUCAGAACGCCAGCUGGUGAUGCAGCCCUCUAAGGGUAGCUUGAGCGGGGUACUGUGUUCACCAGCAGUAGUGUCACAGUGAUGGAGCCCUCCAAGGGUAGCUUGAGCGGGGUACUGUGUUCACCAGCAGUAGUGUCACAGUUGAAGCAGUUUCCUUGUAGGAUUAAGAUGUCUGUAACUGCUGUCCCCGUGCAGCUCGGCAGAGUGGCCUUUCUUUUCCUUUCUGUGACCUGAAUUGGCAACUGGGUGUGGCCAUCAGCUGUGCUCUAGAACCUGCCCCAUUGCUUGUAUGCUCUGAGUAUCCCGACAGCCGGAGGAGUGUUCUGACUAACUGCUGCCACACAGAGCUCAGUCCAAGGGGACAGACUCUCUGCCCAUCACACCUGAGGAGGCCACAGCUCUUUCAGUGGGCCAGAUUUAACUAAUAAGGUGUCAGCUGUCACCCUAGCCCCAAGCAGAGGCCGAAGGAUACUUUAAGACAGAGGGUGUGUGCUCCAGGCACCUGGCCUGGGAGUUAGAGAUUGAUUUUUGAUGCUGGGAUACACUGAGGCUGCUGCUCACUAAACACUAAACACAUACCCGGUAGAGCUGCACUCAACCCUGAGCUGUACCUCUAAUGCAAAUGUUUACUGUUUUUACAUGCAUAUAUUUGGGAUCAGAGGUCAUACUGCUUAAUGGUGAUCUCCAUAGAAGUAUUGAUUAAUUUUAAUUUUUCCAUUUGCUUUUUUACACAGGAACGAAAUAAUGGUCUGGCAGACUCGAGAACACUGAGCGCCAGCCACACUGACCUCGCCCACUGAGGGCUGGGGCUGACCUAGAUAGGAUCCUGAGAUAUGAAACACUGACCGCCUGAGGCCCUGGCAGUUCCUCAGCUUGCCCAGGAGGGAGCUUGUCCUCUUGGUUGUAGUGGGCUUUCUUUCUAGAUGGGGAUGUUCACCAAGAGCUGCAGGCUGUUGCUUAAAAAGUGCCUGGCAGCCAUGCCCCAGAAUUCUGUUGCUUGAUCUGCAUCUGUGCCUGGGGCUGCUUAUGGCCAGAGCCAGUAGCGCCGUGGCCAGGGAGGCAAGCCAGGCGACAGCUGGUGGCCUAGGCAUGUGUGGAUCAGCUGCUGCAUGCGACUUCUGCCAGCCACGCUGUUGUGACACCUAGAUCUAGUUAAAAUUUAACACUGAGAAAGCUGUGAAGUAAGAAUCAGAGCUUAAAUCACUUCCUUCAGACGAAGCGUGCACAGUGGCCUACCCGUGUCUCUUUAGCUUCAUGUGUAGAAGGCAGAGACAGAGAGGCAGUGCACGGAGGACUGCUUCCCACAGGGCUCUGUAGACCUCCUGCUGUUGGGUCAGUGGUGGUGGUGGGCACCUGGGAUAUGCUAAGCAUACAGAAGCUUUUUCAUGGGUGUGUUUGACAAUGUUCCGAUCGACCUAUGGCAAUGUAUGAGCCUAACUUAAAGCUCCAAGAACUCAGGCCAGAAGCAGUGGACUUGCCGGCCCACAGUAGGGCAGUGGGAUGUGGCCUGUGGGUUGCAGGGACUCUGUCUCAGCCUCACAUCAGUCUGAGGAACUGCAUGGCUCCCAUAAAACACCAAGGUUUGGGCUUGUGUUAAACAUUCAUUAACUGAUCACAGCCAGUUACAGAGUUUCUUAGGCCAGGUGUGGUGGCACACAACUUUAAUCUCAGCACUCAAGAGACAGAGGAAGGUGGGACUCCAGGCCAGCCUGGUCUACAGAGUGAGUUCCAGGCCAGCUAGAGCUACACAGAGAAACCCUGUCUUAAGGUAGAGUACAUGGUUGGGGCUGAGGAGAUGGAUAAGCAGGCAAAGCUCUUGCCAUACCAGUGUGAGUUCCUCAGAAUCCUUGGAAAGAUUCAGUGGCUAUGGGGCCUCCUGGGAUCCAGGCCUGCAGAAAGCAGAGACAGAAUCUUGGAGCAAGUUGGCUGGCCUGACCAGCUGACCUUGCUUCAGAGGAGCACUCUGGGAACUUGUAUGCACUCAACACUGUGCAAGGUUCUGUGGACUUAAUGUUCUCAGGAGAAAAGCAGGGCCCAGCUGUCCCUUUCACAUUGUUCUUCUCAAGAAAGGGACGUGUCAUCAGCCUGCUGUGGUUAUUACUGGGAAGCUCGUGGGUGGUGCAUGGUCCUAGGUGUGGGGUGUUGGAAGACUUCAGAUAGGAAUUUUCUGGAAAGCUGCUAGAGAUGUCAUGUAGAAAGUCUGUGUGAGUGUGUGUGUGUGUGUGUGUGUGUGUAAGAAUGGCUGUGUGGAGAUCAGGAUAACUCUGCAUUCAUUCCGUUCUCCUCAGUUCUAGAGAGUGAACCUAGGUUGCCGUUGUGCUGCAAAUUCCUUUCCUCUCUGCGCCAUCUUGCCAGCCUGAGGAAAUGAACGUUCUUAGGAAUAUAUACUGAAAUAACUGCUAGAGAUGUGUGCUUACAGCUCAUGUAGCCCUACGGGGCACGUGAGCCUAGUUUCUGUCUCCUACGUCUUCACUUGGUCUUGUCCUGAUUGUCCCUGGGGUGUAGGUGAGCAGGAAUCCGGGCAGCUAGCUGGCUGUUGUAAAUGCAGGUACAACAUGUUGGCAAGGUGUUCCCAUAUCCUGAAAGAUACUCUCGACUUAUCAGGUGGACCAAUGUUGGGGUGGACCUUCAGGGCCCCUUGACCUGGCUGGUGGAUCCAAGCCCUAGGAGCUUUUGGGCAUGUCUUCUAAGUGUGUCUGUCUGGGAACUGUCUUUUAAUUUUCAAUACAAUCUCUUCAGAAAAGAAUUUGGAAGUGUUGAUACUUUGUUACAAAACUAAAGCUUUAUUUCCCGCCAUAAAGCCCUCCGGUUUUGCAGAGGUGUGUUAUAUGAACCUCCUCUACCCAAGCAGCUGUGUCCCUCGUUUACUUCAGUCUCCUCAGCCUCUCAGGCCGUGUCAGCGGGCUGCAGCUCAGUGUAGAGCACUUGCAUGCAGGAGACCCUAGGUUUAGUCUGCAAGAUUGCCAAAAGCGGGGUAGGAACCCCGGGGGCUGUAAACGUUUGAUGAGUUCAGAAGAGCGUGGGGCCGCCCUGUGGAUGUCAUGGAAUAUAUCAUAAGUGGGUUGUUUUCCCUAUUUGAGUGGGGACAGUGACAGUGCAUGUCCUGGUGUGGGGAGUCAGACACCACUGGAGCAACAGGACUCCUUGGUGAAGCCCACUCGGCACACUUGCUGGUGGGAGGCUGUGCUACCUGGCAGGAUCUUCAACACCACAGCCCUGUCUUCAGAGGCCACAGUGCUUGGUGACUGUUGAGACUCAAGUCUACACGGUGCUGAUUCUGAGUGCAGAGCGAAUGUCACCAGGAGGCCUGCCCGCCGGGUGAGCGUGUGCAGUCCUGUUGGGUGUUCUGUGGUACCCUCCAGCCUGCAUGCACUGGCAAGCCAGAGUUGCUGGGUAUACUAGCCAGGCCUCAGUGAGGACACAGAAGCCUAGGGCCCUUUUUAUAAGUUGCCCAAAGCUACUUAGUCUAGGCAGCUGAGUCAGGCUAGGCCCGCCUCCCUUCCUCAGAGUGUUUUCUUCACUCUGUCCUAAAAUGUUGUAUAUGUAUGGGGAGGGACACAUGGGGGAGAAUCUCACUGCAAGCCACGUUUGGCCCGAGUGGUGGGUGUUACUGCGCGUGCGUGUGCGUGUGUGUGUAGUGGGGGCCGAGGGGAGUUAAGACCAUCCUGCAGGAGGGGAGGCCCCGCCAAGCUGCUGACUGAGUCCCAGACAAAAAGCAGAAAAAAGAGGGAAGAGCUGAGUCUUGCCAUUCUGAGGUCCCAGGGAGACCCUCAGGGCUGGCAGAGCUCCUGUUGGUUGGUCAUCCUCUAAUGGGUAGUGUGAGGCCAAACCCCAAGGCUCAAGAGUAGGUGAACCCCAGGGAGGAGAGAGUAGAUACUGACUGUCACUCGGUGCCUGACACAGGUUGUUGGAAGGCGACCUCAGAAUCUACUGGCCCCACUGUUAGUAGGACUCCGUUCCUGGAAUCCCUCUAAUGCCUUCCUCACUGACUGUGUAGCAACAGGAGGAGAGGGGUAGGUGGGGGGCAGAGAGCACUCGGAGAGUUCGAGCUGGGCUUCUGGACAAGCCUGUGGUAACAUCAUCCUCACGGAGCCGGUCAGCCAUCAGUUGCAUCAGGAGCUGAUUAGCCCAGGUGAUGCCAAGGGCUGGAGAGAGGCGCUCGUCCCAAGCCCUGAGACACAAAAUGGGUGUUGGUGCUUGUACACCCCACCCCACCCCACCCCAGUGUUUGGCAUGCCGAGGUGUCCACACUCACCCCAGUGACCUGGGCACAGACUCCUGGCCCUCCACCAUUUCUGUUACCUGAAAAAAGCAAGUGAGGGUUAGCGACAGCGUCCACCUCAGUCGCCUCCCUUCCGGCCAGCCGCUUGCUUUCCCCACGGUCGGGGGCAGCGCUCUGCCUUCCGGCCAGCCACACCUACCUGGUUGAUGCACAGCACCGGGCUCCGGAAGGUGCUGCUCAGCCUAAGAAGCGCGGCCCCCAGCGAGUGCAGGUGCUUCGCCCUGACAGCCGAGGCCUGAAGAUGGAACUCACAUCGAAACGGGGCCGCGAUGGAGUCAACCACCACCAGGCGGGCCAUGCCCCUCGACAGCAGAGCGGGGACCUUCUUAGUCACACACUCCAGCAAGGUGUCCUGUGGGGGACACGUCACGGUCUAGGCUGACGCCACCCGCCAGUGGCCUCCACGUGCUCAGAACUCCCUGACUAGCUUUUUGACAUUAGCUGCCUCCUGCCCACCCGGGGUGAAGACUCACACCUGGACCUUCACCCACUGCAGUCACUGCACUUCAGUCCACUGCAGACACUGAGGACACCCAGCCCAGCUACAGCUCCGUGGCUGACGCGGUCACCUCAGUAGGCUGUAGUGUAGAGAGCAGCUCUGCUUGGUCUUGCUUGAGUAGGAUGUGUGCAGGAUGUGUGUGUAUGGGGAGGUAGGUGCCUUCCAGGUCUCUGUGUUGAUGGGGCAGGCCAGACCUGCUGUGGUAGGAUGGAGUAGUGGUUUGGGAGUCUUUUCUGCACACAUCAGGUACCAUCCACUCCUAAAGGAGUUGGAACCCUGCACCAUUCCCAGUGGCUGUUCCCUGGAGAAAUGCUAUUGGGGACAGAGAAGGGAUGGCUCCAGGGUCAUCUCCCCUGCUGCCCUCUCCGGGGCCCUAGGCUUUCUUGGGGCCACUGUGCCCUGUUUGGCACUGGACUUGGGUGACUUUUGAUGUGGUUAAGUGGCCCAGGUGACAAGGUAGGCUUGUAUGGCGACAGUAGAUGCUGCUGUCAGAGGAAGGUCUUGCUAGUGACCGUGUGGCUACAACAGGGCUUGAGGUCUCAGCCAGGGCCUUCGUAUUGUUCCUGAGUUCAGGGUCUUCAUGCAGUCUUGGCUGGCCAAGCAGGGAGCCCAACACCAACUCACUGGCAGCUGUGAGGAGCUGUCAGAUUCCAGCAUCCGGCCGGGCGUGAAAUUCAGUCUGUACUUCUCUCUAGGGCGUCCCCCGCAGAGCCUCUUUGUGUGGAGAACGACACCAGCAGCCUAGAAGACGCUAGCACUAAUUGACCUGAGCCUGGUCUGCUUUAAACACCAUGCUGCUGCUGCUGCUGCUGGCUCCAGAGCUGGCCCUGUGAAGGCCAGGGUGGGGCCGGGAGGGCCGUGGCCGGGGUCCGCAGUGCUAACUUAGCUCCCCUGCCCAUUCAUAUGCUGUGGAGCUCAUACUAAUAACUAUACACCACUAGUAGGGUCUUGGAGAGCAACUCUCAGUCCAUAAGGCUGCUGACCUGGCCCCCGGCUCCUUCCUGGGAGGCCCACGGACAGGACAGGUCCAGCUCCUGCUGCUUCUGCCUGGCCUUUCUGUGGAACUUCUUAUGUGUGUAGUUCUGUGUCGUGUGUGAUAAUGUAUUUUAUUGUACAUUUUUUAAAAUUAAAAAGUUUAUAUGCCUUACCGUCUACCAGAA